AUGGUGAGAUCUUGCUGGAAGCCUGCUGUGGAUGGGGAUGAUGGAGAUGGGAGUGGAAGUGGGAGUGGUGGGAGAGUGGAUGGAUUGUUAUGGUACAAAGAUUUAGGGAACCAUGUUUAUGGUGAAUUUUCAAUGGCUGUGAUUCAAGCUAAUACUUCUUUGGAGGAUAGAAGUGACUUUGAGUCUGGUCCUUUGAGUUUUAACCAUUUUGGUCCUCAAGGAACUUUUAUUGGUGUUUAUGAUGGUCAUGGUGGAGCUGAGGCUUCUCAAUUUGUCAAUGAUAAUCUUUUCUGCAAUCUCAAAAGGCUUGCAGCUGAAAAUGAAGGCUUAUCAGAAAAUGUUAUCGAAAGGGCAUUUUUGGCAACGGAAGAAAGUUUUCUAUCACUUGUGAAGAAACAGUGGCUAAGUAAGCCACAUAUUGCAUCAGCAGGAACAUGUUGUUUGGCUGGGAUAAUUUGCAAUGGAAUGAUAUAUAUUGCAAACUCCGGCGACUCAAGGGUGGUGUUAGGAAGAUUAGAGAGAGCAAGAAGGGAAACAUCAGCUAUACAAUUAUCUACAGAACAUAAUGUCAAUCUUGAAAGAGUGAGAGAUGAACUUAGAUCAAAGCAUCCUUUUGAUUCAGAAAUUGUGGUUCUGAGACACAAUGUUUGGCGCGUCAAAGGCCUCAUACAGGUUUCGCGAUCGAUCGGUGAUGCGUAUUUGAAGAAUGCUGAAUUCAAUAGGGAGCCUCUCCCAGCUAAGUUUAGGCUAGCUGAAACGUUUUUCAAGCCAAUUAUGACUUGUGAGCCAUCAAUUUCAUCUCACAAACUUCAUCCUGAUGACCAGUUUCUCAUAUUUGCUUCUGAUGGAUUAUGGGAGCAUCUUAGCAACCAAGAGGCUGUUCAUAUAGUCAGCAAUAAUGCACCUAAUGGAAUUGCAAGAAGACUUGUGAAAGCAGCACUUAGAGAAGCAGCUAAGAAGAGAGAGAUGAGACUAGCAGACCUACAAAAGAUUGAACCAGGAACAAGGAGACACUUUCAUGAUGAUAUAACAGUGAUUGUUGUGUUUCUAAAUCACAAAAUGAUUGAUAAUACCUCUCAUUGGGGCUCUCCUCUAUCAAUCAAGGGAGGUGGAUCUGCUGAUCAUUAA
Lathyrus sativus (Indian pea) is the source of this 1128-nucleotide messenger RNA. Lineage: Eukaryota; Viridiplantae; Streptophyta; Magnoliopsida; Fabales; Fabaceae. The record is from the annotation of a GenBank genome assembly.